CAAUCCAGUUUGAGCUAGUUCUGGUGCUGGUCGGACGUCUAUAACGUUUAUACAUUAAGUUACAUACCGCACUGGAGGUGCAAGCAGAGGCGUAGGGCUGACUCUUUUCAUUCAGUUUCUUGAGCUGUAAAAGACCGUUGUUCUUUUAUCUCUGCUGUACAGUCAAAGCAACAAUGGGAAGGAAAAAAUCCAGCAGUGAUGCAGUUGCAAGUGCAGAGCCGCGGAGAAAGUCUCAAAGGUUGUCAGAAAAAGAGACACAACCAAAAUCACAGCCAGAAAAGACAAAGGCACCUCCCAAGAAUAAAAAGGUGAAAGAGCCUGCAAAGGCCAAGCCAGAGGAGAAGAAAGAAGAACCUCAGGCAGAGAAAGAAGAGGCUCCUGCAGAAAACGGUGAAGCCAAACCCGAGGAGCAGGCUGCAGCAGCAGAUGAGGCAGACAAAAAGGAGGACAAGGCUGAGGAGGAGGAGGAGGAGGAGGAUAAAGCAGCAGAGUAGUAGUAAAACCUAAAAACUCAGUUGCUCCCUGUACCUCCUUUCUUGUACAAUGCAGAGAAUAUUUUUAUCUUCUAUUUUCUUAAGACAGCAGUGUUUUUAGGGAUGUGAUUGCAGAAAUGCAUUUUUUUUUUUUUAAUACUACAAAUUCCAUUCAAUUUCAUGGCUUCUGUGAAGGGAAAGUUUGUGGUUUCAUUCAUUGUACUUGUUUUUUGUCUCUCUGGCUUCUUCUUUGGCCUUUUUAGAUUGUGGUUUUCUGCAUGACAUGUAGUCAUGCCUGCAGUGGGGUCCAGAAGUUUGAGACCACUUUCCCAUCCAAGUGGCCUCACACUUUGGGACCCCACUAUAUAUCAGGAAUUCCAGGAUUUACCUGAAACAUUCCCGAGGAGUCUCGAGGGAUUUUGUGACCUGUACUGUUUUGGAAUUUAAUACAUUGUAAUAUUGUGUUAGAUAGGGAAUAGAAUGGCUUAAAGUUUGAGAGUUGUGUUCUAUGCUAUGUAACAUCUUCUUCACAACAUUCACUUUAAUCAUGUUCACUAGUACUGGAAUUGGUCAUGUUGAUUUAUUUUUUUUGAUUUAUUUUUUUUGAUUUUUUUUUAUAAUGCAGUCUGUGAUGGUAUAUUUGAGGACAGUUAAAUUUAUCCAUAUUCUCAGCUGUGCUCAAAAGAAAAUACAUUACAGAGUUAAUCAUACUUGCUGUGUUUAUCCUUUUAGGAUAACUGUAUUUUCAUUUAAGUCAACAAAAUGUAUAUGCCACACAUUUGUGGAUAUAUUCAUUGUGGUUUUGGGAUUUCUCUACUAAUGUACAGUUUCCUCCUUUUUUUUUUAAAAAAAGAAAAAAAAAAGAAAAUGUUUUCUUUGAAUGGUAUGAAUGGUAUAAAAUGCCAAUUAAAGUGGGAAUUUCUCUUAAAUCUUU
Seriola dumerili (greater amberjack) is the source of this 1407-nucleotide messenger RNA. It is a transcript of the gene hmgn1a, whose product is annotated as non-histone chromosomal protein HMG-14A-like. The record is from RefSeq and is a predicted model, not a curated record. Bases 174 to 494 code for a protein of 106 amino acids. NCBI's taxonomy places the organism in Eukaryota, Metazoa, Chordata, Actinopteri, Carangiformes, Carangidae. The transcript is spliced from 6 exons. Gene Ontology annotation, molecular function: nucleosomal DNA binding. Gene Ontology annotation, cellular component: nucleus; chromatin.